UUGCAUUUAAUUAGCAAGCAUAUCAAAUGGGAUUAAUCAACGAAGGUUUCUAGCGAAACUCUCUCUUUCUCUCCCUGACUACUACUUAGUAUCCAUUGGCACUUUCUCAACGGAACAUGUUAUUUGCUCUGCAACGUUAUAUCAAAUACUUCGCUGUGUUGGGCCUGGUGCCUUGGGUGAACGAAAAGUCGAGCAAGCAGCAUUACCAAAAGAUCUAUACGCUAAUGCUAAUACUCUCAAAUGUCGGCGUGGCUCUCUAUAAGAUCAUUUUCCGACCGCCCGAGGGAGAUUUGUUAGUUUCACUGCUGGUCAGCUGCAUCGUAUUUGUAUGCCAAAUUGUUACCAUGACAGUUAUUGAACUGCAAGUGAUGUGCCAGUACAAUGGAUACUACGAGUUCUGUCUGCAGCUGAAGUGUUUGCGCUUGCACUUCCAGUGCGAGUUGCAGCAGCCGAUCAGGAACUUACCCUGGAGCAGAUAUGUCAAAUUUUAUGCUCUGGGCAUUAUCAAUAUCGUUGUCUUUAUUCCGUCUAUAUAUGUGGCCGUGAAUUCGGACUACAUCGGCUACUUUUGGUACUCGCUGGCCGCAGUUAUCAUCAAUCGAUAUCAAUGCCUGCUGCUGCUGCUCUAUGUGGAUCUCUUGGGCUAUCAUGCGGAGCGUUUGGAUCAACGUCUGCAAGCACUCCACAGCUAUCGUCAGCUGGGCACCCAGACCAUAUUGGACACGAAGUUCGAGCAAAUGUGCUCGUUGGACCAUCUGUUGAGUCUGAAACGCGCCUACAUGGAGCUCUAUCGCCUGUUUGAACUUUACAACAGUUUGUUUGGCUGGUCGAUUGUCAGCAUCUUUGUCGUUAUGUUUCUGGACAGCAUCAUUAAUAUCUAUUGGUCACUCCUUGUGCUGAUUAAGAUCUACAAGUUUGGCUUCAUCUUCAUGACCUGUGCCACCUUUGUGCCGUUGCUUAUACUACUUUUCACCUUUUGCCAUUGCGGCGAGUACUGCAAGCGACAGCACAUGCUGAUAGGCAGCCAUGUGAGGGCCCUGGCCUGUGCCGCCCAAUGCCAGUCGGUGCCGCCUCCAUUGGCCUAUAAUGCGGUUCUGGCUGAGUUCGCCAUGCAGGUGGAACAGGAUGCUCUGGCUAUCAGCGCUGAGGGCUUUAUGGACAUCGACUAUAAUCUGCUAAUGUCGAUCUUCACGGCCAUGGUUACCUAUCUGAUAGUGCUCAUGCAAUUCGGCUCGUUGUAUGCUUAG
Messenger RNA from Drosophila hydei, 1247 nucleotides. It is a transcript of the gene Gr39b, whose product is annotated as putative gustatory receptor 39b. Bases 117 to 1247 code for a protein of 376 amino acids. The record is from RefSeq and is a predicted model, not a curated record. Gene Ontology annotation, biological process: sensory perception of taste. Gene Ontology annotation, cellular component: dendrite; neuronal cell body; membrane. The transcript is spliced from 4 exons. Lineage: Eukaryota; Metazoa; Arthropoda; Insecta; Diptera; Drosophilidae.